CUGUAUGUCAGGCUAACCUGUCCUCUGAUUGGUUGUCAUCUGUCUGUCUGUCAGGCCAAGCUGGGCUCUGGUAGGCUGAUGGGACCGAAGGGUGUGUCCGUGGAUCAGAACGGUCAUGUGAUCAUCGUUGACAACAAGGCAUGCACCGUCUUCAUCUUCCAGCCAACCGGCAAGCUCCUUACUAAGUUUGGUAGCCGCGGCAACGGAGACAAACAGUUCGCAGGUCCUCAUUUUGCAGCCGUCAACAACAACAAUGAGAUCAUAGUGACAGACUUUCACAACCACUCAGUCAAGGUGUUCACCCCAGAGGGAGAGCUGCUGUUGAAGUUUGGAUCUAAUGGAGAGGGCAACGGUCAGUUUAACGCUCCUACAGGCGUAGCCGACUGGGGCAACAGCCGUAUACAGGUACAGUAAUAUAGAUACUGUAUAUCAUAAAUCAUGAUUACGGAUAAUUCUGAAUGAAUCGUGAACAAUGAAUCGCACAAAUACCCCGAAGACAUGCUAACCUCUCACCAUGACAAUAACAGGGGAGGUUAGUACACUGCUCAAACAAAUUAAGGGAACAC
Messenger RNA from Coregonus clupeaformis (lake whitefish), 566 nucleotides. RefSeq names its product tripartite motif-containing protein 2-like. Gene Ontology annotation, molecular function: translation repressor activity; protein binding; ubiquitin protein ligase activity. Gene Ontology annotation, biological process: proteasome-mediated ubiquitin-dependent protein catabolic process; negative regulation of translation; protein polyubiquitination. NCBI's taxonomy places the organism in Eukaryota, Metazoa, Chordata, Actinopteri, Salmoniformes, Salmonidae. The transcript has 3 exons. The coding region runs from base 79 to 414 and encodes 111 amino acids. The record is from RefSeq and is a predicted model, not a curated record.